Phalacrocorax carbo (great cormorant) is the source of this 2194-nucleotide messenger RNA. The record is from RefSeq and is a predicted model, not a curated record. Lineage: Eukaryota; Metazoa; Chordata; Aves; Suliformes; Phalacrocoracidae.
UCUGGGGGUGACGCCUCUGGGUGCCUUGUUCUGACCCCACCCGUCCCGGCUGAUGCAACCGGCCGUGGUGCAGCGACCCUGGCCCCCCACCAUGCAGAGGGCCCAGCCGGUGCUGAGGGGGGACGCCGGGCCCCUCCAGGAGGACCCACCCCCCCGCCCCUCCUGGACCAGUAAAACCCAGUACCUACUGGCUCAGCUGGGGUUAUCUGUGGGGCUGAGCAACGUCUGCCACUUCCCCUACCUCUGCUACCAGAAUGGGGGUGGCACCUUCAUCCUGCUCUACCUGCUGUUCCUCUUCCUCCUGGGCAUCCCCCUGCUCUUCCUGGAGCUGGUGGCCGGGCAGUGCCUGCACCAGGGCAGCGUCAACGUCUGGAGGAGCAUCAGUCCCCGCCUGGCCGGCAUUGGGCUGGCCAGCUGCCUGAUCUGCAUGCUUGUGGCACUGUACUACAACGUGGUCAUUGCCUGGAGCCUCCUCUACCUCGCCCGCUCCUUCCAGCACCCCCUGCCCUGGGAGAGCUGCCCCAGCACCGGCCCCAACCACACAGAUCCCGAGUGUGCCCUGAGCUCACCCACCACCUACUUCGGGUACCGGCAGACACUGGAUGUCACCCCUGAGAUGGGGGUCAGUGGGGGUCUGCAGCCAGCCCUGGUGGGGGUGCUCCUGGGGACCUGGGCCCUGGUGGGGGCCUCCCUGCUCACAGGCAUCAGACCCUCGGGAAAGGCACUGUACGUCAGCACCUUCUUCCCCUACUUCGUCCUCUUCUGCCUCCUGAUCCGGGGGCUGCUGCUCGAGGGGGCCCCCGAAGGCAUCCGCAUCAUGUUCACCCCCAAGGCGGCGGCGUGGGGCACGGGCCAGGCCUGGCGGCAGGCAGCCACACAGGUCUUGUUUGCGCUGGGGCUGGGCUUCGGCAACGUCAUCACCUACACCGGCUACGGCAAGCGCCGCAGCAGCGGCCAUCGUGACGCCGUGCUGGUGGCCAGCCUCAACACCCUCCCCUCCCUCCUGGCCACCCUCGUCGUCUUUGCCGUCCUGGGCGCCCACGCCACCCGCCGCACGCAGCGCUGCCUCCGCGGGAAUGCGGAGCUGGCGUUGGAAGCGCUGGCACGGGGGGAGCUGCCCGAGGCCGCCUGGCCCCCUGGGAACUUCACGGCCCCGCCGGCGCCCCAGUACAGCACCUGGCUGCAGGGGCUGCCCCCGGCCCUGCGGGACACCCUGGGCCUCACCGACUGCAGCCUGGACGAGGAGAUGAACAAGGGGGUGGAGGGCCUGGGCCUGGCCUUCAUGGAGAUCGUGACGCUGCUGCCAGCGGCGCCGCUCUGGUCAUUCCUCUUCUUCCUCAUGCUGGUGGGGCUGGGGCUCGGCACCAUCUUGGGCAAUGCCGAGGCCGUCCUUACGCCUCUGCGCAACGUCAUCCCCACCCUGCACCACCAGCGUGCUCUGCUCACUGUGCUGUGCUGUGCCGGGGGCUUCGCGCUGGGGCUGCCCUUUGUCCAGCGCUCUGGCAGCUACUUGGUGGCCGUCUUUGAUGACUAUGUGGCCACGCUGCCGGUGCUGGCCGUGGUCACAUGUGAGACCGUGGCCGUGGCCUGGGUCUAUGGGGCUGAGAGGUUCCUGGCUGACGUGGGGAAGGAGACAGGCCACCAGCCGUGGUGGCUCUACAGGCCUCUGUGGCGCUUUGCCAGCCCCGGGGCCAUGGUGGCCGUGCUGGUGACCAGCCUGGGACAGCUGGCCCUGCGCCCCGCCACCUACCAGGCCUGGGACCGCACCACGGCAGUGUUGUGGUGGCGGCCGUAUCCGCCCUGGGCCCUGGCCCUCACCGUGGGGCUGAUGGCAGUGACCAUACUGCCAAUCCCCAUCGUCGCCUUGUACCGGGUGGUCUGGCCAUCCCGGGACCCCCCGGAGCCACGGGACCGGGAGGAAGAGGAGGAAGAGGGGGUGAGUGCGGCCCCUCCGGACCCCGCCGCGCUGCCCAGGUGAGCGGGAAGGCGCCCUAUUGGAGGGCGGCGAGGAUCUCUGCUUCCCGAUUGGCUAGAUUGCCUGAGGCGGGAGAGGCGCCCAUAUGCGGCGCGGGGGAGGGGGAGGAGCUGCGGGGGGGCGGGCGCUUCCCGCCCCGCUCCACAGUUCCAUGGGGACACGGCGGCCAUGUUGAAGCGGGGCAAUAAAGGGCCUCAGGGAGGCGGAGCGUAGCGGAGU